AUGGAGCCGCCUCAUGAUCACCACCACCACCCAUGGAGCACCGGCGGCUUCACAACCAAAGAUGACCCCCUUUUUUACUAUGGCUUCCUUAACGACCUUAAUUCCCCUUCUCCCUUUUCCGGCGGAGCACCACCACCUCCGCCGUCGCCCCAGCACUUCUACCACCAGCGUCAUUAUUCUGACGACCAAUCACCACCCCUCUUCGUCCCUCAUCCUCCUCAUGACUACUUCUACGGCCCUAACACUCCUUAUUCUUCUUCCCCUUCUUCUCCUCCUUCUGAUGCUGCUGUUGGGAAACCACCGUCUCCUCCGCCAUCUUCUUCCGCCGGAAUGAAUACCACCGCCACCGGCACCACUAAUGCUGCUGCGAGGCUGUUCUCUUGUCUCUACUGCUCACGGAAAUUCUUCUCUUCUCAGGCUUUGGGUGGCCACCAGAACGCCCACAAGCGUGAGAGAGCCGCCGCCCGGAGAGCCCUCUACCACCAACACCACGAUCCUCUCCCUCAGAUGUUACCCGCUUGCGGCUGCCUCAACGUCAACCUCAUCCACGCCGCCGACUCCCACCACCACCACCACCACCACCCUGCCACCGGAGGAGGAGGAGUUCUGCUGCCGUCAUCGUCGUCUCCAUCACCCGGUGCUAACAACGCUGCUCUGCUGAUGAUGCCGCCGUUCCCGUCACACGGUGGGGCCCCCGAUGGAUUUGCUUUUAUCGGUUGGUAA
Molecule: messenger RNA, 723 nt
Organism: Oldenlandia corymbosa var. corymbosa
Lineage: Eukaryota; Viridiplantae; Streptophyta; Magnoliopsida; Gentianales; Rubiaceae
Source: the annotation of a GenBank genome assembly